AUGGUGUCGGAACAAGAGCUGUUGAAAUCAUAUCCUCAGACUUGCGCCCCCACUGCGGUGCAAGGUACCCCAGGUAACCUAUCCGAAGUGCAACAGAAAUCGCUUGGCGAGUUCCGUGAACAGCUGAAGAAAGGUGGCUACAGUGAAAGACUAGACGACUCGACCUUGUUAAGAUUUCUAAGAGCCCGUAAGUUUGAUGUCGCUGCAUCCAAGCUCAUGUACGAGAACUGUGAGAAAUGGCGUAAGGAGUAUGGCGUCGACAAGAUAUUUGAAGAUUUCCACUACGAAGAAAAGCCUCUAGUUGCCAAAUUUUACCCUCAAUACUAUCACAAAACCGACAACGAUGGGCGUCCCUUGUAUUUCGAAGAGUUGGGGUCCGUCAAUCUCACUGAAAUGUACAAGAUCACCACACAGGAGCGCAUGCUCAAAAAUUUGGUGUGGGAAUACGAGUCGUUCGUUCGCUACAGACUCCCUGCAUGCUCCAGAAAGGCCGGUCAUCUAGUCGAAACCUCAUGCACCAUUCUAGACCUUAAAGGCAUUUCUAUCUCUGCCGCAGCUCAAGUUCUCAGCUACGUCAGAGAAGCUUCGAACAUUGGCCAAAACUAUUAUCCAGAACGCAUGGGCAAGUUUUAUCUGGUCAACGCUCCAUUCGGAUUCUCCACCGCUUUCCGUAUUUUCAAACCCUUCCUAGAUCCAGUAACCGUCUCCAAGAUCUUUAUCCUAGGGUCUUCUUAUCAAAAAGAGCUUCUCAAACAGAUCCCCGCAGAAAACCUACCCGUCAAGUUUGGUGGUAAGUCAGAGGUCAGCGAGGCAAGUGGGGGACUUUACUUGUCUGACGUUGGACCUUGGAGAGACCCCAAGUACAUCGGACCCGAAGGUGAAGCUCCUGUUGCCUUCAAGGUUUAA
Messenger RNA from Lachancea lanzarotensis, 906 nucleotides. Its product is annotated as LALA0S02e02454g1_1. The record is from RefSeq and is a predicted model, not a curated record. The transcript has 2 exons. The coding region runs from base 1 to 906 and encodes 301 amino acids. NCBI's taxonomy places the organism in Eukaryota, Fungi, Ascomycota, Saccharomycetes, Saccharomycetales, Saccharomycetaceae.